AGAGAGCGCGAGGCCAAACCACAAAAAGCUGCAGACCGAGCACGUCGGUUCUGCUCAGAGAAGAGAUGAGAAGAUAUUUAGCAGGAAUGGCUUGACUGGACCUUUAACUUCAACUACAGGAUCGGAUAGUGUGUCGAGAGGUUCUGUCGGCAGCCAUGAGCGUCCUCGGGAAGAUCAUCUUCUACAGCAUGGUAGCCCUCAUCAUCAUAUUCUUGGCCAUCAUCAUCCUCUUCCUCUCCUUUGCCUUCUCAAGUUCGUCUGCCGUGUUGAGCAGAAACACAGCGCCCAUCGCUAACCUGGGCCAGGACACGCUCCUCAGCUGCUACCUUCUCACGCAGACUGUCACAAAGGUGUCGGUCACCUGGGAGAAGAAGGGUCUAAGUGGAGUGGUUUACAAGUACAAGAACGGAGCUGCCACCCUGCAGGACCAGAGCUCACAGUUCAAGGGGAGAACUCAGCUGUUCUCUGAAGCUUUGGCUACAGGGAACGCUUCCCUACUGUUGAGGAACGUGAAGCACAGCGAUGAGGGCGAGUACACGUGCAGUAUCAGCUCAUCUAAGAGCGGAGGCACUGUCAACAUUCAUCUCCAAACAGCAGCCUUCACAGCCCCCACAUUCACACUUUCCAACAGUGUGCUUACGGCUCAUGCCAGCAGGUGGUUCCCUAUACCUAACGUGACGUGGUUGAACCUGGAUGAGGAAGUCCUGCGUGGAAACACCACCUUCUCAGCGAGCCACAACAAAAUAUACAGUGUUACCAGCACGCUGCCAGUCAACAACACUGACGCCUACAUCUGCAGGAUUGAAAACAACCUUGUGACCUCUGUCUCUACAGCAACGGUGACAGGUUCUGCUGUAUCAGAGGACUCGUAUUUCACCUUCAGUGCUGCUUCGUCCCUGCUGGUGUCAGUUCACCUGAGUAUCACGACCACCUGCGUCCUCUGCAUCUACAACCUGACCUAAUUAUGCACACGCAGACAUACAGAUGGUGACAAAUUUUAGGAAAAACAAAGUUCAAUGCUAGUUCGAAACCGGCUUUGGUGAUGCUGGCUGCAGUUUUUCUUUCUGAAACUGUAAAAGUGACCAACAGAAGUUGAGCUGCUGCUGGACUCAGUCCACAGAACCUGAAGUAAAGAGCUGUUCACCUGUUUAUUCAAAGCGUGGUGACGCUCGACUCAGUACACAAACUUAUGAUGCACAACGACACUUACUUUGAGUUCCAGUCGCUGCUGCUACACUGCACUUGGCGCAUGUUCAUUCAAAGUUUAUUCAAAUUGGACAUAUCAUGUGUCCAAAUCGCACCAAAUUCAAUUUAACACUUACUUAACAACCUUAACCAUAACAAUUUACAUGACAUGUGUGAAGCUCUGUGAAUGGUUGGCGAGAGGAGAUCUAUUUUUAUAUCAAGGUGUGUUGAGGCUGUUAUGAGGCGACCUGGUGGUAACUUACUUAUGUUGGUUUUUCCUUUAAUUUGUCCCCUGUCUGAACUUGAGAUAAAUAUUCAAUAUUCACUCAAACAUCCCAACCAAGUUGUAUAUAUAUAUAUGUUUACAGAAUAAAAUAUAAUUUGAGGGUGAAGCUUAAAGCUGAAAUCAUUUGCCAAGCAAAUUAAAAUUCUCUGAAAACAUAAAUACAUGAUUCAAAUGAGGAAAAAUGUAAUUAUGGAAGCAAAGCUUGGAAGCUGAAAACUGAAGCGAAUUGGACUCAAGAAAACAGCUAAUGUGCAGAAUCAAAACUUGGGAGAAGAAAAGAAAGCUGGAAUAAAUGCAGAGACAGAUGAAAAAGACUGAAGAAAACGUGGAAGCCGAGAGAUGGAGGAUUAACUUAGAUGAUGCUGAAAACGGUUGAAAUACAGAACAAAAACUUGGCCGGUGAAAGCUGAAGGAAAGACUGAAGCAAUGCUUAAACUGAAAAAUCCAAUAAUUAAAACAAGUUUAAAUAAAAAAAGUAAAUGAAGAAAUCAGAACUCAGAAGCUGAGACAUGAAGGAUUACGACAGGGGAUGGAAUAUAGACGAAAAGAAAUGUAAAAGCAAAACUUGAAGCUGAAAGUGAACUGAAAGACUUAAAUACUGCAUUGACUGAUUUCAUGUUAAUUCAUUGUAUAAUUUAUUAUUAUAUUAAUAUAUUUGUUGUUCACCACCUUAUGCUACCACUGGUACAACUGCUACCUGGGCACAAACAGGAAUUGAUGUGUUUGUUAAAAAAAGAAAACCGCCGUAGAAAAGGAUUGAUUUCUCUGUCGGUUGUGAAACAACAGGCCACAGAAAACCCCCUGGAAAUGUUUAUCUUUAAAAGUUCGAAGCCAUUUGUCAAGAGGCUGAGAUCAGAAACAUAUUUUUCACAAAUAAACACAUUUUGUAUUCCUCUGA
This is a messenger RNA of Platichthys flesus (European flounder), 2369 nucleotides long. It is a transcript of the gene vtcn1, whose product is annotated as V-set domain containing T cell activation inhibitor 1. The transcript is spliced from 5 exons. Lineage: Eukaryota; Metazoa; Chordata; Actinopteri; Pleuronectiformes; Pleuronectidae. The coding region runs from base 156 to 962 and encodes 268 amino acids. The record is from RefSeq and is a predicted model, not a curated record.